AUGCAAGAACUGGACCGUGCGACUCUUCCUCCUCCACUCGACGCGACGCGGCGGAGCUGGCUACUCGAGCCACCACAGCCGAAGAAAAAGAAGUACGUUGAUCUCGGUUGUAUACUAGUCAGCCGCAAGAUCUUUCUCUGGACUCUCGGGGCCGUUCUUGUAACCACCCUUCUCGCUGGCUCCAUAACCAUGAUCGUAAGGCACAUGCCACACCACAAACAGACAGAACCUAAACCUGACAACUACACUGUCGCUCUCCGUAAAGCUCUCAUGUUCUUCAACGCUCAGAAAUCUGGGAAGCUACCAGAGCACAAUAACGUGACAUGGAGAGGUGAUUCUUGUAUGAAAGAUGGGAAAGACCAUACAGGAGGAUUCUACAAAGAUUUGGUUGGAGGCUACUACGAUGCUGGAGAUGCAACCAAGUUCAACUUCCCAAUGUCUUACGCUAUGACCAUGUUGAGCUGGAGUGUGAUUGAAUACAGUGCAAAAUACAAAGCUGCAGGGGAGCUAGACCAUGUCAAAGAACUCAUCAAAUGGGGAGCUGACUAUUUUCUCGAGACUUUCAACAGUAGUGCUGAUACAAUCGAUGUGAUGGUGGAACAGGUCGGAUCAGGACAUGAUGACCAUUACUGCUGGAUGCGUCCUGAGGACAUUGAUAAUGAAAGGAUUGUAACUCCGUGCUACGGUUCCUGCUCUCAUCUUGGUGCAGAGAUGGCAGCUGCUUUGGCUUCUGCGUCUAUUGUUUUCAAAGACAACAGAGUUUAUUCACAAAAGCUUGUUCACGGUGCUAAGACGCUUUAUAAGUAUGCAGACUUUGUUAAAGAUAAGAACAGUAAAAAUCAGUCUCGUGAAUUCUACAAGUCAAGCCUGUUUUGGGAUGAACUCUUAUGGGGUGGAGCUUGGUUGUAUUACGCUACUGGAAAUGUAACUUAUCUUGAUCAUGUUACCAGUCACGAUAUGGCUCGGAAAGCUGGUGCUUUCUGGAAUAGCCCUGACUAUGGAGUAUCUAGCUGGGAUAACAAGCUUCCCGGAGCUCAGUUGUUGUUGACGCGAUUGAGGCUGUUUAUGAGCCCUGGAUUUCCAUAUGAAGACAUCUUGAGCACCUUUCACAAUCAAACAGGAGUAGUUAUGUGCUCUUACUUACCCUAUUUCACAAGUUUCAAAAGGACCAAGGGAGGUUUAAUCCAGCUGAACCAUGGAGAACCACAGCCUCUUCAAUAUGCUGCAACCGCAGCUUUCUUGGCGGCGCUAUACAGUGAUUAUCUAGAUGCCGCUGAUACUCCUGGAUGGUACUGUGGUCCUAACUUCUAUUCUACUCAUGUCCUGCGUGACUUUGCCAGAUCUCAGAUUGAUUACAUACUUGGUAAGAACCCUCAGAAUAUGAGUUAUGUUGUGGAUUUUGGACAGCGUUACCCGAGACAUGAGCAAUGGUUGCUGGACCUGACAAGCAUGAUGGGUUCCAUGACCUUCGCUCAAACUACAACUACACAGAGCCAACUCUAG
Molecule: messenger RNA, 1503 nt
Organism: Brassica napus (rape)
Lineage: Eukaryota; Viridiplantae; Streptophyta; Magnoliopsida; Brassicales; Brassicaceae
Product: endoglucanase 21
Exons: 7
Coding region: 1-1503 (500 amino acids)
Biological process (GO): carbohydrate metabolic process
Molecular function (GO): hydrolase activity, hydrolyzing O-glycosyl compounds
Source: RefSeq, a predicted model, not a curated record